CACCAAUAUCCCUUGCAUAGAAUCGGAAGAUGGCUUCAGUGUACAUCGACGAAGCCGCUGGCUCGGACACCACCGGCACUGGUACCAUCGAGGCGCCAUACCAGACUCUCGGCUUCGCCGUCUACUCCCAACCCACCGCCAGCUACCUGAUCAGAAAAGAUUCGGCUGCCGAAUACGCUGAACCCACCCAAUCCUCCCUGAAAAAGGCCAAAAAGACUGCAGAGGGUAUCGAGAAGAAGAAGAAGAAACAAGAGGAGCUCGAGGAACGGGAAAGGAAAGCCAAGGGUGAGGAGAAAGAGAAGCGAGAGAAACUUUUGGAGGAAAGUAAGAAGAUCGUCCUUGAGGAGGAUCCCGCUUUGCCUAAGGCUCCCAAGGCCAAAAUUACCCAUCUCGAAAAGCACCGUGGACAGCGCGUUCGCGUUUUUGGCUGGGUCCAUCGUCUUCGACAGCAAAAGGAUAUCAUUUUCAUUGUUUUGCGCGAUGGAACUGGAUAUCUUCAGGCCGUUCUCUCUGGUCGUGUCGCCCAGACAUACAGUGCCUUGACCCUCACUCUCGAAUCAUCUGUCGAGCUCGUCGGUAGCCUCCAGCAAGUCCCCGAAGGAAAGACCGCUCCAGGCGGCCACGAACUUAUCGUCGAUUACUGGAAAGCUCUUGGACCUGCCCCCGGUGGAGACGACGCUUUUACCAACCGACUCAACGAGAAAUCCGAUCCAUCCAUCCAAGCCGACCUCCGCCACCUCGUUCUGCGAGGUGAAAAUGCCUCCAGCAUCCUCCGUCUGCGAGCCUACAUGAUGACCGCCUUCCGCGACGCUCUCCACUCCCACGACCUCAUGGAGGUCACCCCUCCCUGUCUCGUCCAAACCCAGGUCGAAGGCGGCGCUACCCUCUUCAAACUCGAUUACUACGGCCAACCCGCUUUCCUCACCCAAAGUUCCCAGCUCUACCUCGAGACCUGUCUCCCCUCCCUUGGCGACGUCUUCUGUAUCCAAGAAUCCUUCCGUGCCGAAAACAGCCACACCCGUCGCCAUCUCAGCGAAUACACCCAUCUUGAGGCCGAGCUGGCGUUCAUCACCUUUGACGACUUGAUGAACCACAUCGAGGAUGUCAUCUGCAAGACCGUCGACUCGCUCUUGGCCAACCCUGUCUCGGCCGCGUUGGUGAAGCAGUUGAACCCCGACUUCAAGCCUCCUGAGAGGCCGUUCAUGAGGAUGUCGUAUGUGGACGCAAUCGAGUGGUUGAACAAGAGGGGUAUCCAGCAUCCUGCUGAGGAUGAGCAGGGCAAUGUUAUCAAGGUCGACAAGGAGGGCAAGCCGACAACCGAUGGAACCGGCGAGGUGUUGAUGGUGGACCAUAAGAUUGGCGAUGACAUUGCGGAGGCGGCGGAGAGGCGUAUGACGGAUGAGAUUGGCAAGCCCAUCUUCCUGCACGGAUUCCCUGCCGAGUUGAAGGCUUUCUACAUGAAGAAGGCGCCCGUCAAACCUGGCCAGGAAGGCGGUCCCGUCUUCACCGAGAGUUGCGAUUUGUUGAUGCCCAACGUCGGAGAGAUUGUCGGUGGAUCGAUGAGGAUUGCUGAUGCUGAGGAGUUGCUUGCUGCCUACAAGAGGGAGGGUAUCGACCCUGAUCCUUACUACUGGUUCACCGACCAGCGCAAGUACGGUACCUGCGAACACGGCGGAUACGGUCUUGGUGUCGAGCGAUUCUUGGCUUGGCUCGCCAACCGAUACACCGUUAGGGAAUGUUCUCUGUAUCCCAGGUGGCCCGGACGCGCUACCCCUUAGUCGACGAUUUGAUUCGGUAGAUGGGCUUUGGUUUGGAAGAUUCAAGUGUCACUGGAAUGUUUAUUGGAUUGUAUUAUUACAGAAUAAAUAUGGAGCCUCCCACGACGUC
Molecule: messenger RNA, 1887 nt
Organism: Coprinopsis cinerea okayama7#130
Lineage: Eukaryota; Fungi; Basidiomycota; Agaricomycetes; Agaricales; Psathyrellaceae
Product: asparaginyl-tRNA synthetase
Exons: 6
Coding region: 30-1778 (582 amino acids)
Biological process (GO): asparaginyl-tRNA aminoacylation
Cellular component (GO): cytoplasm
Molecular function (GO): nucleic acid binding; ATP binding; asparagine-tRNA ligase activity
Source: RefSeq, a predicted model, not a curated record